Laccaria bicolor S238N-H82 is the source of this 159-nucleotide messenger RNA. RefSeq lists its product as uncharacterized. The record is from RefSeq and is a predicted model, not a curated record. Bases 1 to 159 code for a protein of 52 amino acids. NCBI's taxonomy places the organism in Eukaryota, Fungi, Basidiomycota, Agaricomycetes, Agaricales, Hydnangiaceae. The transcript has a single exon.
AUGGAGCACACAAUUGGAGACUUUGGCAGAGACAUUUGGCAACCAUCCAAUCCAUUUGCCAACCUCUGUCAAAUAGCCCUCCAGUGCACACAAACUAACACUUGUGGGUGUGGGCCAGUGCUUUGCAUGGCAUGUAUGAGUCCUUCCUGUGGACUCUAA